AUGGGAGCCUGCUGUAGCUGCUUAUCGUCAUCCAGCAGCGACGGGAAGUAUCCGCCGCUUCUCUUGGCGGAGAAUGAGCGCGAGGCCAUCUCGGCGCUCUUGCAAUACUUGGAGAAUCGCUCAGACGUUGACUUUUUUAGCAACGGUCCAUUGAGGUCAUUGCUGACGCUCGUUUAUUCAGAAAACAUCGACUUGCAACGUAGUGCGGCAUUGGCUUUUGCAGAAAUUACUGAAAAGGACGUUCGUGAGGUUAACCGCGACGUCUUGGAGCCUAUUUUGAUUCUUUUACAGUCUAAUGACACCGAGGUGCAAAGAGCAGCAUGUGGAGCAUUAGGCAAUUUGGCCGUCAACAAUGAGAACAAAGUGUUGAUUGCCGAGAUGGGCGGAAUUGAGCCCCUCAUUCGCCAGAUGAUGUCUCCGAAUAUCGAGGUGCAAUGCAACGCCGUCGGCUGUAUCACCAACUUGGCUACCCAGGACGAGAACAAGACGAAAAUCGCAAAGAGUGGUGCAUUGAUUCCUUUGACAAAAUUGGCAAAGUCCAAGGAUAUCCGUGUGCAGAGAAAUGCAACAGGUGCCUUGUUAAACAUGACUCAUUCGUUCGAAAACAGACAGGAGUUGGUCAAUGCCGGUGCCGUGCCCGUUUUGGUGUCGUUAUUGUCCAGCGAAGAUGCCGACGUUCAGUACUACUGUACCACCGCUUUGUCAAAUAUCGCCGUGGACGAACAGAACAGAAAGAAGUUAGCUGCAACAGAACCUAAGUUGGUCAGCCAAUUGGUCGGCUUGAUGGACUCACCAUCGCCCAGAGUCCAGUGCCAGGCCACACUUGCCUUGAGAAACUUGGCUUCCGACUCCGGCUACCAGGUUGAUAUCGUCAGAGCUGGCGGUCUACCCCACUUGGUCCAACUCUUGACUUGCAACCACCAGCCUCUUGUUUUAGCUGCCGUGGCCUGUAUCAGGAACAUCUCUAUCCAUCCGUUGAAUGAAGCAUUAAUAAUUGAGGCCGGCUUCUUGAAACCAUUGGUGACUUUGUUGGACUACAAUGAGCUGGAGGAAAUUCAAUGCCAUGCCAUUUCCACGUUGAGAAAUCUCGCCGCAUCAAGUGAACGUAACAGGCUAGCAUUAUUGAACGCAGGAGCCGUCGAAAAAUGCAAGGAGUUGGUAUUGAAGGUACCAUUGUCUGUGCAGCUGGAAAUCUCCGCUUGCUUCGCCAUCUUGGCCUUGGCCGAUGACUUGAAACCAAAAUUGUACGAAAGCCAUAUCAUUGAUGUGUUGAUUCCAUUGACUUUCAGCGAUAAUGGUGAGGUUUGUGGUAACUCUGCUGCUGCCUUGGCUAAUUUGUGUUCACGUGUCUCUAACGAGCAUGAGGAUUAUAUUCUUGACAAUUGGACGCAACCGAACGAAGGUAUUUAUGGCUUCUUGAUCAGAUUCUUACGUAGUGGAAGCGCCACCUUUGAGCAUAUUGCAUUGUGGACCAUCUUGCAAUUGUUGGAGUCUAACAACAGCGAGAUCCAAUCGUUGAUCAAAGAGAACGAGUCUAUUUUAUCUGGUAUAAAGAGCUUGAGUGAAUCCCAGCAGCAAGGAGGUGCCGUGACUAAUAACAAUGAGCUGAAUGACUUCGAUGAUCCAAAGAUUGAGUUGUUUAACUUGACACAGCAAAUAUUGCAAAUUUUGGGUUAA
Messenger RNA from Sungouiella intermedia, 1677 nucleotides. The record is from the annotation of a GenBank genome assembly. NCBI's taxonomy places the organism in Eukaryota, Fungi, Ascomycota, Pichiomycetes, Serinales, Metschnikowiaceae.